AAAAAUAAUAUCGCAAUAUCAGUACGCCCAGCACUUUCAAAUUAAUGUAAUUCUGCUUAUUGUUCGUCUUACGAGUUGUUACGUUGCAAACUUCAUAGUCAAUAGCGGCUAAUGAACUUGAUGUAAAAAAAGGCGUGAAUCAGUGAGGUAUUUGUUUGUUAUUAAGAAAACAAUUACGGCGCAAUGGCUGUGGCUAGUAUUAUUGUUUGUGGCGUUUAUAUUUUUAUUGGGUUCUUUGCGUUUUUAGUGUUUUUAAUACUCGAGAAUUUUCCUUCUGCACUUUGGGGUUUAGCAACAGGUCUUAUAAGUUUACAAAUAUUCCAUUUACAUUUUCUUGAACAUAAACAACAAUUGGACUUGGCCUAUAACGACAGAGAUAUCGGACAAUUAUUCAUAGUUGGAAUAAUCUGUGCUAUUUUGGGUGGAACUGGAUUUUUAGUCCACACUUCGUAUGAAAUUGCAACGCGAAAAGGAAUAUCUCCAAUUGCAAAUAAUGAAAUAACAAGUAUAAUAUGGUCGUUUAUGGUGUUGAAAGUUAGCGUUGUUUUGGCUUUAGUCGCCAGAAGAUAUCGAAGAAAUACUUCAACAGAAUUUAUUGUGCCGCAAAAUGUGGAAGCCUCCGGUUAACGUCUCUUUUCUUGUCUUUGACUUAAAUCAACGCGUAAUUUAAUAAUUAAUUAUUUUCGUUUUUCAUGAUACUACCUAAUUACAUUUUUUUAUUGCUUAAGUACUACGUAAGUAUUAUUUUUUCUUCGUUUUGAAUGUUUGCUAGUUAUACAUUACAUACCAUAGUACAUAUAUUUGUUUUCCGAAUAAAAUAAUAUUCACAAUUAU
Agrilus planipennis (emerald ash borer) is the source of this 834-nucleotide messenger RNA. RefSeq lists its product as uncharacterized. The transcript has 3 exons. The record is from RefSeq and is a predicted model, not a curated record. Bases 184 to 627 code for a protein of 147 amino acids. Gene Ontology annotation, molecular function: heme transmembrane transporter activity; heme binding. NCBI's taxonomy places the organism in Eukaryota, Metazoa, Arthropoda, Insecta, Coleoptera, Buprestidae. Gene Ontology annotation, cellular component: plasma membrane; lysosomal membrane. Gene Ontology annotation, biological process: heme transport.